Phycodurus eques (leafy seadragon) is the source of this 3954-nucleotide messenger RNA. It is a transcript of the gene rbm26, whose product is annotated as RNA binding motif protein 26. Gene Ontology annotation, biological process: mRNA processing. The transcript has 22 exons. Bases 390 to 3467 code for a protein of 1025 amino acids. The record is from RefSeq and is a predicted model, not a curated record. NCBI's taxonomy places the organism in Eukaryota, Metazoa, Chordata, Actinopteri, Syngnathiformes, Syngnathidae. Gene Ontology annotation, cellular component: nucleus. Gene Ontology annotation, molecular function: metal ion binding; RNA binding.
AGCGGAAGUAAAUAGUCGGCUUGGCACGUUAGCUACCGAGGGGCGUAAAUCAUGUAAUACGUUCCGCGUGCAAAUCACCUGCAUUUUUAACUGUUCCAUUUUAUUCUAAUUAGUGUCGAGUUAGUGGAAACUGUUGACAUUUCGGCGCACUGGAGACGCGGGUCCGUCACAAUCAGUUUACGGGCGUCCGAUAGCACGUUUUGCGGCCUGGCACUUUGGCUGCUAACUCAGUCAGCAUUGUUGCUGCUAAGUUAAGCUAACGGCGCGCUUAGCAUCGUCGCAGAAACUAAAGACUCAAGUGGCAACUUACUUCAGCAAAUGUCCACAAUUACUCGUGGCACAUAAUAUAAUUGGGCAGCUGUGUAAAGAAAGUUCGUGCUGGAUCUAAAAUGAUAAUUGAAAAUCUGGAUGCUUUGAAAACAUGGCUGUCUAACACACUCGAGCCCAUCUGCGAUGCAGACCCAUCAGCACUCGCCAAGUAUGUUGUUGCCUUGGUGAAAAAAGACAAAACGGAAAAAGAACUGAAAGCUUUGUGUAUCGACCAGUUGGACGUGUUUCUUCAGAAAGAAACUCAGCAAUUUGUGGACAAGCUGUUUGAAGCUAUAGACAACAAAAGCUAUCUGCCUCAGACGGAACCACGACCCACUUUGGUCAAGGUUGAGAAAGAUGACCCAAAAAAAGAUGAGGCAAAUCGAGAAGAAGAACGUGACAAAAAGUUUUCUCGACGAGUGAAUAACAGCCCUCCUCCCUCCAGUUCCCGCUACAGUAGAGAUGGCAGGAGAGUAGAUGAUCGUAAAAGAGAUGACCGUUCCAGAAAAAGGGAUUACGAUCGCAACCCGCCCAGAAGGGAUUCUUACCGUGAUCGCUACAAUCGGAGGAGAGGUCGCAGUCGUAGUUACAGUCGCAGCCGCAGCAGGAGUUGGAGCAAGGAUCGUACUCGAGACCGGGAUCGAGACCGGGAUAGGGACAGGGACAGAGAACGAGACAGAGAACGUGACCGGGACAGAGCACGAAGCGGGAGUCCCUCUCACAGCAGAACUCAUUCGAGAAGCAGGAGUAGAGAACGGGAUCCUGGAAAGUUGAAGUACGAUCACGAUCGAGUGGACAGGUUGGAAGGUGCUGAUGGUUACACCACAGCUGUACUGGUUUCCACUGCAACCACUUCCCAUUUCCCCGUGCCAACACUUAGCAGCACCAUCACGGUCAUCGCGCCCACUCAUCAUCACAGCAACAACACAACUGAAAGCUGGUCAGAUUUCCACCCAGAGCUCCCUGUGGAUCGCGUUCCUUUUAGAGGGCCCCCUCCUCAACCAAGGAAACGGUGCCGUGACUAUGAUGAGAAAGGCUUCUGCAUGAGAGGAGACAUGUGCCCUUUCGACCAUGGAAGUGACCCAGUUGUAGUGGAGGAUGUCGGUUUGCCCAAUAUGCUACCCUUCCAGCCUCCACCCAUCCCAGGUGUGGACGGCCCUCCGCCCCCAGGCCUUCCACCUCCACCACUACUGAACCCCCCACCUGUGAAUCUAGGGCCUCCUGUGCCCCCACCAGGCACUCUACCACCAAGCCUUCCGCCAGUUGCAGGACCACCGCCACCUCUUCAUCCACUUCAACCAUCUGGAAUGGAUGCGCCUCCAAAUUCCAUUACGAGUGCUGUUCCCACUAUUGUCACCUCUGGCAUGCGCUCUUCAGUGCCCCAAAUGCCGACACCACUUUUCCCCUCAGAUACCUAUGAGACUGAUGUGUACAACCCUGAGGCUCCCAGUAUCACUAGUAGCUCCAGGCCAGUGUACCGCCACCGGGUCAAUGCCCAGAGGCCCAACCUGAUCGGCCUCACUAUGGGCGAUGUGGACCAGCCACAGAAAGACAAGCUUCCAAACAACAGUAUGAGGAUUGUUAUGGAUUCUGGCCUGAGGAAGAGACCAGCUGGUUCACAUGAUGGAGGCAUUCUCCACAAGAAACCUUGGUUUGACAGACCUAAUUAUAACAAACCCAACCACCUGGGCUAUCUCAGAAGAGGUCCCUUUAACGCUCCUAACUCCAAGCUGCUGGUUCGGCAAAUUCCUUCUGAACUCAACAACAUCAGCAAACUCAAUGAACAUUUUAGCAAGUUUGGAACCAUCGUCAACCUGCAGGUGGCCUACCAGGAUGACCCAGAGGGUGCACUGAUACAGUUUGCAUCCCCAGAUGAGGCCAAGCGGGCCAUACAAAGCACAGAGGCUGUCCUCAACAACCGCUUUAUCCGAGUACAUUGGUUCCGGGAAAACGGAGGUGAUGUACCAGGACAGGGUCUGUCUCACGUACAGCAGUUGCAGUCACAGCCAGCCAUGGAUUUAUUUAAAUCUCUCUCGAACAUUCAGCAGUCCUCAGCGACAUCGCUGAAGCAGUCUGUCAAAGAUCGCCUUGGGCCUCUUCUCACUGCAAACUCUGAGCCUUCACAGGACUCCAACGUAACUUCUCAGAACACUGCAAAAGUGUCAGUGAAGGAGCGUCUGGGUUUCGCUGCCAAACCUGCUCCUGUUGAGAAGGUGUUUUCAACCUCUGCGGGCCUCUCAAAGACUGUAUACAAUCCUGCAGCCUUAAAAGCUGUCCAGAAAACCACAGAUGACUCUCUAAAGAAGAAACAGGAAGCCCUAAGGCUACAACAGGACGUACGGAAGAAGAAGCAGGAAAUACUGGAGAAGCACAUCGAAACACAGAAGCUCCUGAUCUCCAAACUUGAGAAGAACAAAACAAUGAAAGCAGAGGAUAAAGCCAAGAUCAUGGAAACCUUGGGCACUUUAACCAAGAGCAUCACCAAAUUACAAGAUGAGAUAAAAGUCAUCUCAAACAGCAGCAACAAUCUACUGCACACAGUCAAGAGCAAGGCCCAAGCUCAGAGAGAACUUCUUGAUACAGAGCUGGACCUGUACAAGAAGACUCAAGCUGGAGAGGACACUGCUUUGUUGAAGAUUAAAUAUACCCAGCUGCAGAUAGAGGCUGCCAAAAGGGGACUGCUGUCACCAGGCCGAGGUCGCGGGAUCUCAGCUCGAGGGCGUGGCACACCAAGGGCCCGUGGAAGAGGCGCCAGAGGACGGGGAAGAGGUGUUCCACUGCAUGCAGUUGUGGACCAUCGACCUCGCGCCUUGGUGAUUUCUGGUUUCACCGACACAGAGCGGGUAGAGCUGCUACCACAUUUUGCCCAAUUCGGAGAAAUAGAAGAUUGCCAGAUUGAGGAAAACAGUUUUUCUGCAGUCAUCACCUACAGGACAAGAGCAGAGGCAGAGCAGGCAGCCCUCCAUGGCAUCAAGUUGAAUAACCAGAAUUUACACCUGGCCUGGCAUAAGCCUGCCAUGACGCUGAAUGCUGCGGCUGCGAACGAGGCAGAGCCAGAGGAUGAUGAGUUCCCAGAAGAGUCACUGAGCGAUGAUGCCUUGCUGCAGGACGACGAUGAGGAGGAAGAUGACAACGAGCCUCGCUCCUGGCGCAGAUGAAGAUUAUUUCGAUGUUGUUUCGCAGCUGAGUGCAACGAUGACCAGAUGUCUAGCAGUUUAUUUAUUUCAAUGCCAGUUUAUAAAUCUGACUAGGCACCUUGGCUUGACUUCACAAAGAUGUAACUGGUUGAAAAAAAAAAAAACAUGAAUUUUGAUUUUUAUAUGUAUUCCAGAUGCAUUUUUUUUAAAUGCUCUUAAUGUAGAAUUAUGUUAUUCUUUUGUAAUAUGGAUCACGUAACUCUAUAGUUUGUCUGGACAUGUGACAGCUUGCUGAAUUAUCAGUUUGAGAAAACAAAUCCUGUAUUACUAUUUAAUGAAAUGACAGACCAUAAAGCUUUUGCAGAAUAGUAUUACAUCAAUUGGUUAAAAGCUCAUGUAAAUAUUUUAUGUCUGGGUUGAUUCGAUUUGUAUGAAAGCUUAUUUCCUCAGUUAUUUUCUUUAAUUUUGAAUUGUGUAAAAAAACAAAAAUAAAAAAUAAAUUGAAAUG